Messenger RNA from Rotaria sp. Silwood2, 993 nucleotides. The record is from the annotation of a GenBank genome assembly. Lineage: Eukaryota; Metazoa; Rotifera; Eurotatoria; Philodinida; Philodinidae.
AUGUAUCAAGCGUUAUUGUUGAAAUUACAACAAAUUAAUUCUGUUCCAUGUUUUUUACUAACAGAUGAUCCAUGUCAAGUUUUGAGUUUUAGCAUAAAUGACUAUCAACUAAAUGAAUUAAAGAAACAAGUAUGUUUUCCAUUGUCAGAUGGUUCAUUUUUUGUUAAACCUGGUGUAAAAAUUGGUUUUAAAUGUUUGCACGAUUUACUAACAAAAAAAGUUGAAGAAAAAUUAAAACAAUCAAAAAAUAUAAAAACACAAGCAACAACAACUGCUCCAUUCAACAUUUUAUCAUCAUCAUUUUCCAUGCUACCAGUAACAACAAAUACAUCAGCAUCAUUAACAACAAAUACACCACCAUCAUUAACAACAAAUACACCAGCAACACAAAUGACGCCUUCAUCAUUUCAAGAUGUACCAUCGAUAUCAAUCAUCGAACAUAAAAGGUAUUUCUUAAAUUUAUUAAAACAAUGGUGUCUGAAUCACAAGGAUCACUUUAAGCUUGACACAUUUGACUUAAAAGAUGGAAAAGAUUUUUCCUUGAAUGUUGCAUAUAAUGAAAAACAUGAACUUGAAGCUAAUGUAAGAUGUAACUGUAGUCGACUAAUAGCAUUAACAAUAAAAAAAGGAAAUGUACAGCUCUCUAAUUUUCAAAAACAUUUACGCACGACCAAUUGUACUCAUAUGAAAUCAUUGAAAAAAAUAAAUGCAGCACAAAAAAAAAUUGAACUUCAACAAACAACAACUGCCUCAUCGUCAUCUACUGCUGCCACAUUAACAUCAGCAGCUCCAAUACAACAACAAUCUAUAUUACAAGUUCCUGUUGUUGUUUCAGCUGGUGCAUCGUCAAUCAUAUCUGGUCGUUCUACAAAUAAUCCAACAACUAUUUCUCAAACAAACUCUCAAAAGCGUAGUCGGCCAUUAUCACAACUAUCAUCAUCUCAAAAAGUAAAAAGAAGUCGUAGUUCAAUUUUGUUUUUGUAUUUUUCGUAA